This is a messenger RNA of Helianthus annuus (common sunflower), 390 nucleotides long. Its product is annotated as monothiol glutaredoxin-S1. The transcript has a single exon. The record is from RefSeq and is a predicted model, not a curated record. The coding region runs from base 1 to 390 and encodes 129 amino acids. Lineage: Eukaryota; Viridiplantae; Streptophyta; Magnoliopsida; Asterales; Asteraceae.
AUGGGGAUCAAACUAUACACAAUCCAACCUUUGUACAUUCAUAGUGAAACUCCAAAAGCCUUAAUCAUCAUACAUAUAAAGAUGACCACGGUGGCAAGUCUGUUGUCUGAGAAUCCAGUUGUGGUAUUCAGCAAAACAACAUGUUUUAUAAGCCACUCGAUCGUAGAACUCAUUAGAAAAUUCGGGGCUAACCCUAUGAUAUAUGAGCUUGAUGAGCUUCCUAGUGGGAGUAGAAUAGAAAGAGAGUUAAUAGAGUUUGGAUGCAACCCUAGUGUGCCUGCUGUGUUCAUAGGGAAGAAGCUUAUUGGUGGUGCUAAUGAGCUGAUCAGCCUCAAUUUGCAAAGCAAGCUUAGACCACUACUCAUCAAUGCUAAUGCUAUAUGGAUGUAG